CCGCGGCGCCAUGGCUCACGUCGGCUCCCGCAAGCGCUCGAGGAGUCGCAGCCGGUCCCGGGGGCGCGGAUCGGAAAAGAAAAGGAAGAAGAGCAGUAAGGGCUCCUCCGGGAAGUGCUCGGCCUCUGAGUCCCGCGGUCGCAAAGCCAGCACCAGCUGCGGGGCGGAGGAGAGAAGCAAGCACAAGGCCCGGAGGAGACCACGGUCCAGCUCCUCCUCCUGUCCUUCCAGUUCUUCCAGCUCUUCCUCCUCCUCGUCCUCCUCCUCCUCCUCGUCCUCCAGUGCUGGCCGGAAGAAGCGAGGGAAGCACAAGGACAAGAAGCGGAAGAAGAAGAAGAAGCUGAAGAAGAAGGGCAAGGAGAAGGCAGCGGUGCCGCAGGCUGAGGCCCUGCCGGGCCCCUCGCUGGACCAGUGGCACCGAUCCGCCGGGGAGGAAGAGGAAGGCCCAGUCCUGACCGACGAGCAGAAGUCCCGCAUCCAGGCCAUGAAGCCCAUGACCAAGGAAGAGUGGGAUGCCCGGCAAAGCGUCAUCCGCAAGGUGGUGGACCCCGCGACAGGACGCACCAGGCUCAUCAAGGGAGACGGCGAGGUCUUGGAGGAAAUCGUAACCAAAGAGCGGCACCGGGAGAUCAAUAAGCAAGCCACCCGCGGGGACGGCCUGGCCUUCCAGAUGCGAGCCGGCCUGCUUCCCUGAGGGCCCGGCUGGCCGAGGCUGGCACUGCUGUGGAUGCUGUUUGCCCUCCGUCAGACUGCCCUCUGGCCCAGCCCAGCCUCACGUGCAGGGGGCGAUGGGUCACUGGCCUGCUUUGCAUCCCUGUAUAGCGGGGUGCAGCUUCCCAGAAAUAAACGCUCCCUGGCUGGAGACCGGCCCUG
Molecule: messenger RNA, 873 nt
Organism: Tupaia belangeri chinensis (Chinese tree shrew)
Lineage: Eukaryota; Metazoa; Chordata; Mammalia; Scandentia; Tupaiidae
Gene: ARL6IP4
Product: ARF like GTPase 6 interacting protein 4
Exons: 5
Coding region: 11-694 (227 amino acids)
Source: RefSeq, a predicted model, not a curated record